This is a messenger RNA of Raphanus sativus (radish), 1426 nucleotides long. Its product is annotated as cinnamyl alcohol dehydrogenase 7-like. Gene Ontology annotation, biological process: lignin biosynthetic process. NCBI's taxonomy places the organism in Eukaryota, Viridiplantae, Streptophyta, Magnoliopsida, Brassicales, Brassicaceae. The transcript is spliced from 6 exons. The coding region runs from base 187 to 1260 and encodes 357 amino acids. Gene Ontology annotation, molecular function: cinnamyl-alcohol dehydrogenase activity; zinc ion binding. The record is from RefSeq and is a predicted model, not a curated record.
CGAAUCUACUCGAAUACAAAAAAAAAAUCAUAUAGUAGAACUUCUUUAUUAUGAAAUUUUCACUAUGGGGUGUAGAAGUAUAACUCUCGGCUUCUCCUAUAUUAAACCUGUGUCUCGCCUCAUUAUCUCUACACUUCUCAGUUAGUACAAAAAAACCAAGUUCUAUUCUCUUGUUGUUUAUCAAUCAUGGGGAAGGUUUUUGAGAGGGAGGCGUUCGGGUUGGCCGCGAAAGACGAAUCCGGAGUUCUCUCGCCUUUCCGUUUCUCAAGAAGGGAGACGGGAGAGAAAGAUGUGAGGUUCAGAGUGUUGUUCUGUGGAAUUUGCCACACUGAUGUAUGUAUGGCCAAAAACGAGUGGGGAUUUACUACUUACCCUCUCGUCCCCGGGCAUGAGAUUGUUGGCGUGGUUAUUGAAGUCGGAGCCAAAGUGACUAAAUUCAAAGCCGGAGACAAAGUCGGAGUUGGUUAUAUGCUCAGCUCGUGCCGGUCAUGUGAUAUCUGCACCGAUGACCAAGAGAACUUCUGUCCAAAAAUGAUCAUAACGUCCGGAGGCAAGUACUACGAUGACACCAUGACCCAUGGUGGUUACUCUGACCACAUGGUUUGUGAAGAGGAUUACAUCAUCCGCAUUCCUGAAAAUCUCCCGUUAGACGCUGCCGCACCACUUCUCUGUGCUGGGGUCUCAGUUUAUUCACCGAUGAAGUAUCACAGACUAGACAAGCCAGGAAUCCACAUUGGUGUGGUGGGACUAGGCGGUUUAGGUCAUAUAGCAGUGAAAUUUGCCAAGGCUAUGGGUACUAAGGUUACCGUUAUUAGUACGUCAGAUAGUAAGAGAGACGAUGCGAUUAACCGGCUUGGUGCGGAUCUGUUCCUGGUGAGCCGUGACCCGGAACAGAUGAAGGAUUCAAUGGGGACUAUGGAUGGUAUUAUUGAUACCGUAUCUGCAACUCAUCCGAUUCUUCCGCUUCUUGGUUUGCUAAAAUAUAAGGGAAAACUUAUUAUGGUUGGUGCACCCGACAAACCACUUGAGCUUCCGGUUCUGCCUCUCAUCUUAGGGAAGAAGACGGUGGUGGGAAGUAUGACAGGAGGGAUAAAGGAAUCUCAAGAGAUGGUUGAUUUUGCCGGUAAACACAACAUAACGGCAGAUAUUGAGCUUAUCUCUGCGGAUUAUGUCAACACUGCCAUGGAACGCCUCGAGAAGGGGAACGUUAGAUACCGUUUUGUGAUUGAUGUUGCCAACACAUUGAGGCCUACUCCUUAAUUAAUUAUUUGUGAUUGAGGUUGCCAACACAUUGAAUCCUAUUCCUUAAUUAUAAAGCAUAAAAACUUAAUUAAUUCCCUGAAAACGUUUUUUUUUCCUUGUUUAGUUUGUCUAAUAAGUUCCGAGUUUGUUUGGUGAAGGCUUAGUCUGUAUCUACUACUGUGAU